Molecule: messenger RNA, 1407 nt
Organism: Neoarthrinium moseri
Lineage: Eukaryota; Fungi; Ascomycota; Sordariomycetes; Amphisphaeriales; Apiosporaceae
Exons: 5
Coding region: 1-1407 (468 amino acids)
Source: RefSeq, a predicted model, not a curated record
AUGGAUGAGGUGAUGAUGGCCACCUCGCAUUGCGACAGUCCGCCACAGUACGGCACUGUCGUACGCACGGUCGUCGGGUCCUUAUUAUGGAUCGCCAUCAUUGCAGCAUAUACUCCGCAAUACCACCGCAUCCGGAAGGAAGGCACUAAAGGGAUAUCGGCCUACUACAUCCUCAACCAUGCUCUGUUUUCCACCACGACGCUGGCGUUACGGCUCAGCCACAGUGUCUUUUACACAACCUUCAACUGUGUGGCCAGCGGCGAGCUCCAAGGCUGGAGGGGAUACUCUGCGUCUCUGGACUUCCUCGCCGUCUUUGUCCAGUGGAUGUGCGCUGUGAUCCUCUUGGUUGUAUAUGUGCGACAUCGUACGCCCGCUGUGCUACCAGACCAGGCGCCGAUCCGCCGGCUCUCGGACUGGCAGCCUGAGGAGGCCCACGAGCACAAGCUCACAUCACACAAGAUGCGGAGAAUGCUGGUGGCCUAUGCCGGUGCUACCUUGCCGAUAUCGUUGCUGCUGCUCAUCUUCAACGUGCAUCCCACUUUCCAAAACCAUCGGCUGCAUACGGCCGUCUAUGUUGUGUUCUGGUCCAUUUGGGUAGCCUUGCUAUGCGCGGUGGAUGCCUUCCUCGUUGUGUUUCAGUUCAUCAAGCAGCUGAAGACUGUAGGCAGGCUGCGGACUCGCGGGUCCCUCAGCAUUGUCUCGGUGCUUCUCCUUUCCAUCGUCUUGAUCUUACUUGCCGUGACUCAGUUCUAUAGAUCUCGGGGCAACAUCGUCCUUCCUCGCGAACGGCAUGUGAGUUUCGGGCGCUUCCUGCAGUUGUUCGGGCUCACUUCUGGGAAAGCAACGACAAGACCCUACAGCAGUCCGUCGACCAUUUCGAGAAGGAGCCCGGUUCAACAGACUUUCUAUUUCACUCGCCGCUCCACCCUCGACAGAUCACAUCCUUUCUUCAGCGUGCCCACCAUGGCUCCGUCGAUCUUCUACCUCCUCUUCGCGUCUCUGUUCUUUGGAGCUCGGGCAGACUUCUGGAUCUACAAAGAUGUGCAGCAUCAUUUCGGCUUGACCUACGUCUACAUAAUCUUCCUGAACCGCAUGCCGACCUGCGACGAGGCCAAAGACGUCGAAGUCUACGGAUCCUCCGACGACGUCAGCGGCAAUAAGCGAGGCGUGCGUGUGAACUUCAGCCAUGCCGACCCUUACGCUCCAACACUCAUCGAGUUCAACACUUACUUUGGACAUUACACGAUCUACGGAGACCGCCAUUAUGACAUGGUGGAUCUGGAUGGCCAUGUCGUGGGACGAUGCCACCCGGAUACGUCGCAGACGUUCAAGUGCGAUCGACCAGGUCAGCUUGGAUACCAGGUUGGCUAUUCGAUGAUCUUCUGUUCUUCCGACAUCCACGCCUGA